Molecule: messenger RNA, 1375 nt
Organism: Eucalyptus grandis
Lineage: Eukaryota; Viridiplantae; Streptophyta; Magnoliopsida; Myrtales; Myrtaceae
Exons: 4
Coding region: 350-1051 (233 amino acids)
Source: RefSeq, a predicted model, not a curated record
AUCUCUCGGCUCCAUACCUGAACUCUUCUUUUUUACUCACAACUCCCAUGGCAUUCACGUUCACACCCUAAUUGUUUAGCUAGAUAAUUGAACGAACAAGAGCAUCAGGCCCAAUUGUGUCUUUUCACUUGCAAAAGUCUGAAAAUUCUUUAAAAAGGGAACCUCGAUAACUUAACAGCCUCACAUGUGGAAUAAAAAGCCAAUAUUAUAUGAUUUAUAGUUCUAUGUUUUCCCAAGCAAAGCGUUCCAGGCUUCCCUAAACUAAGUUGUGACUUGUGAUAACUCGAAGAGUUCAACGGUCCUACUCCAAACAAAGCACGGAAUCGGUACUCUGAAUCCUAGAAAAAAAAUGGGAGAUGGAGCUGCAACAAAAGGUGAUUCAACCUCAGCUGGUAAGGAAACUAAUCGCCCAAGCAGAGAAAAGGAGGGAGGGCCUUCUCUCAACAGUUUGGCGCUCGUGAGAAAAGCAACCACACCACACAACAUUUUGUCCAUGGACAUCAAGGAUUGGCAUCAUGUGGUAUACGAAGGAGUGCUCCUGAAAAACGACACACAGAAGUUUUGGGUCGAUGCGAAGCACCACAAGAACUGCUUCAUGGUGCUUCCCAAGGCGUGUGUAAUUGCUGGGGGCGACGAAGAAAGUUGCUGGUAUUGGAUCACCAUGGAAUUAAAAUGUUUCCGCAGAGAUGCCAACAUACGUGUCCCCAAAUCGAAGAAGUUAUCCUGGCUCUUCAUACAGGGAAGAUUCAAGACAAGAGCGCUCUCACCCAAUACUACGUAUGAGGUCGCAUUCGUGGUCAAACUCAACCGAACUGACUCUGAAUGGUCUUCUAGGGUGGAGCUCAAGCUAAACCUGCCGGAUGGGACCGAACAGACCAACACGGAGGAUCUGGGCCGGCGGCAGGAGGAAUGGAUAAAUCUCCGUGCCGGUGAGUUCGAGAUGGGCCCAAAGACCGUGGGGACGAUUUCUUUCGCCCUCCAGGGGACGAGGAUCCAUCCUCAAAAGACGGGCCUCAUCCUCAAGGGCGUUCUUAUUCAUCCCAAGGAUUAAACAAAGCAUAACCAGUUCGAUGCGGUGGAGGAAGAGUUCUCCUAGCUAGAUCACAUUAUCCUUAAUUACAAAAGAGAUUUUUAUAUUCAUUUAAUGUGACAUGAACACAAUGAGAAAAAUCAUAACCUUAUGUUCUUGUAGUAAGGAAAUUCCUAUUAUGGGACUACAAAUGAUCUCCAUCUAUGUUGAAAAUAAUCUGAAGCAUGAGACUUAUCCUGAUUUUAUGUACACGUAAUUACCAUCUUGCAGUUUUUUAUUUGAACUCAUGGAUUGGCUCGACACCUAAGCUGUAGCAGUGUUGAUUGGGGCUCAUCCCUUUGCGGA